Molecule: messenger RNA, 12010 nt
Organism: Coregonus sp. 'balchen'
Lineage: Eukaryota; Metazoa; Chordata; Actinopteri; Salmoniformes; Salmonidae
Source: the annotation of a GenBank genome assembly
UGUGGCAGACUGUUGUAGUCGAUUCAAAGCUAUGAUCUGUAUCCGAUUACGGAUUUCCUGGUAGGAUUAGGGUUUGGGAAAGAACCAAAUACAUUUAAUUUUGCUAGUCUUUUCUGAAAAGAAACUGUUUCGUAUGAUUAGGGCAUUUAGAGUACGGUGUAACUCAAUUAUUACGACUCAGUAAACUUAUACAGGGAGGCAGACACAAAGCGCUGUUUUUAUUUGUGAAGGGAAGCGGUUUGUCAGCUAGCUAACGUUGGCUAGCUUUAGCUUUUAGCCUGCACUGUUGGACAUGUCUGCUUCGGCCGGUGUCUCUCCGUCAGCCCAGGGCACGGCCCUGGUCAGUCCAGGCACGGGGAUGUCCAUGUUUCGGUGGCUUGAUGUUUUGGAGAAGGAGUUUGACAAGGCAUUUGUUGACGUCGAUUUACUACUUGGAGAAAUCGACCCAGAUCAAGCUGACAUCACAUACGAGGGUCGUCAAAAGAUGACAAGUCUCAGCUCCUGUUUUGCUCAGCUUUGCCACAAAGCGCAGACGAUUUUUCAACUUAAUCACAAAGUAGAGGUGAGCACAAACGUGUCUUGUAUAAAUGCUUAAAAGGAUGUGCAUGAUCAUUUGAUAUGUUAAUAGGUAUACUUAUGCUGUGUAGGCCAACAAGCUAGCUCAUAGUUAGCUAAAUAGUUGUCAGAAUUAGAAUGUCCUCCAAGGCUCUCUCAAUGCAUGACAGUGCGUCUCUGCCCAUCCAGUUGACAGGUCGAGGGUAGAUGGCUCGACAUGAUCCCAAACAACAACUCCGUACUUUGUCCCUUCCUAAAAGUUUGAGAUUGACCACCAGUAUCAAUAUUUGUGUAACUUGUUGACAAUCUGCAUUUAUGCUCUGGCACUUGACAGAAUAAGAAUUUGGCAACAGUACACACACACACACAAUAUUUGACAGCCACUUAGUUGCAAAAUCUAUUGAUGAGAAAAACAGAAACAAGGAUCAUCCUGACCCAUACUCCACCAUGUAUGACCUCACCAUGCUCAGUAACCAUUGUUUGGUCAGCUGUGUAGUUGACUCUGUCAAGACCUUCCCAGCAAUUCUUAUGACUACUGUAGAGCUCCUAUUACUGCCUGUAUGUAAAUUGAUACUGCAUUUCAGCCUCUACCUUCAGUGCAGUAUAGUGCUGAGGCCAGGAAUUCUGGCUUUACACAACCAGUUGACACCCAACAACACUACAAAGUCAUGGCCUAAGGGUAUAUGACGUGGCUAAAGUACACCAAAUCUGUGGAAAAUCCACUGAUUGGAUUUGUGAAAUGCCUCAGUUUUCUGUCCACUGGUAACUGGCGUUGGCAGUGUGACCAUUUACAAUUAUGCUAAGUUCUAUUUAGAGAAAGUAGGUUAGAUCUGUAUUGUUACAUUUUUACCUAGGCCUACAUGUUUUCCACCUACCUAAGGUAGCUUUGAGAUAAUGAUAGGUUGACACAAUGGUCACAUUACAGCAGGAAGGGCAGAAGCCCAUGAUAAACACAUCUCAAAAGGCACCAAUGCAAGGGGUAAGGGCAUAGAAAUGUAAAAUACUGGAGCAUGGGAAGUUCACAAAUAUUGUCAGAUUCCACACCAGCAGACUGUGAGAAUUGCCAGAACAUAGAAACGUCAUUAGGAGGAAAGAUGUUUGAAAUGCUUUUACAUUUGUAUCACAAACCAUUGAGAAAAUCAUGAAAGUAAGUGGCCAUUUUAGGCCUAUACAUGCCUCUUGUAAGACCCAUGGAUCGGUGAACCGUAGGCCUACAUGAUACACACAUCUUGGUGUCAUUAUGCUCUAAAUAUAGAUUGUCUUGAUAUUGAAAUACAAUUGAAUUCAUAUAUUCAACAUCAAAAAUAUUAAUCUCAACUACUGCCUUGGGAGAGGCUACUGCCACAGAUCAGAGCUAGAAUGGGUCUCAGGGUAGAGGCCACUGCCACAGAUCAGAGCUAGAACGGGUCUCAGGGUAGAGGCCACUGCCACAGAUCAGAGCUAGAAGGGUCUCAGGGUAGAGGCCACUGCCACAGAUCAGAGCUAGAAGGGGUCUCAGGGUAGAGGCCACUGCCACAGAUCAGAGCUAGAAGGGGUCUCAGGGUAGAGGCCACUGCCACAGAUCAGAGCUAGAAGGGGUCUCAGGUAGAGCACUGCACAGAAUCAAGCUAUAAGGGGUCUCAGUGUAAGAGGCACGUGCUCCUAUAUCAUCCUCCUAACUGGGAAGAUGCUGGAAGGGCGUGGUAAGAGGGUUUGCCCUUUACAGCACCACAACUACCCUUUUUGAUUUGGUUGAUUUUAAGACCUUGUUUGGAACAAUAUACUCUACAAGUACAUAAUAUUUCCAGAGUGGACUCUCUGCUAAUUCUGAAGAUGAUACAUUUUAUGAGCACCACCAACACUGUGAAUGGGAAAAUGGAUUCAAAGGGCUCUCCCACUGCUUGUGACUUUCUGAAUGUGCAAUCCUUAAGGAGGACUGUGAUUGGUUAAUGACUUGUAACGUCUAUUUCUUUUUUUUUAAUGGGUAAUAUCAUUAAAAGUACCAGAGCCCACUCUGGAAAUGUGAUGUGUUUGAAGAGUAUAUUGUUACAAACACAGGGCUCUAUGCUGACUUUUUUUUAUUACAAGGAGCACGUGUGUGGCUAAUUUGAAAAAUGUAGGCGCACACAAAGAAAUGUAGGAACACAAUGAAAAUUAUUUGAGGUAUUAAAGCUAGAAUCCUUAAUUCUUCUAGGCGCACCGGUGCUCCUAAAUGAAAAUUCCAGGUUGCACAGCAAAAUAUUUAGGCGGAUAUGGAAGUAAAAUGAUCACACUGUAGAGCCCUGAAACAAUAUGGCUAAAAAUAAGAUACAUCGAAAAGGGUCGUUUUGAGAUAUUAAUAUUUUUAAUGUUGAAUAAAUGAAUGUGAAAAUGUGUAUUUCAGGAACUGGACAUAGGCUACUCCAUAUUUGAGAGAACACUAAGGAGUAUAAUGACACCAAGAUGUUGUCUGUAUCAUGUACGGUUCACAGAUCAUAGGGUUUUACAGGAGGCAUGUAUAAGUACAAAAAAUGGCCUAAAAUGCCAAUUUCAUCAUGAUAAAAAAAGGUGAUACAUGUAAAAAGCAUUUUAAACAUCCUUCCUCCCAAUGAAGUACGUAUGUGAGAAUUGCCAGAACAUUCUGAGAUGCCAAAAAUAUUUUCAGCUGUCGUGGAAUCACCCAAUAUUAAUCCAGGUUCUCACACAGAAGACCAUACAUAACCGACGUUCUAUAGUAAUACUAGUCCCGUGCAAAUAGGGCUAAAGAAGGGUUUAAGGUUGCCUAAAGCCCUAUUCGGACUGGAUUCGUUUUACUGGGGGAGGUCGGGUAGUGUAAUUAUGUGCACAAAACAUGGCAGGAGAGUAACAAUUCCAAAGUCCUCUGAUAGUACUAGUCCCGUGCGAAUCGACAUCCCUGUGUUUUGAGAGAAAUGUAUGAGUUUGACAGGUGUUGCUCGCGCUUUGAGCAAGGAAACAAUAACUGAUUCGAUAAAUUGAACAAAAUGCUGUGCAUAGCCUAUAUAUGAACGGCCUAAAUGUAUCAACUUUCACAGUGAAUGCUUUUGUUUAUACGUUAUGUGCGAAUAUGAAUUGAACAUCGGCAAAUGCGUCAAGAAAAUAAAUUGCGGCUAUUUAAUGCAACCCUUGGUUUUAAUCGAUCGCAAAGCAUCAUACAACCGAGCUAAACGUUUGGAAAUGACAAGUUCACUUCCUCAUUCAUAGCCUAAAAACGCAUAUCAAGUGCAAGUGCGCUGUUUAGCUCACAUCUGAAGGCUAGGACGUCGUCUACUGGGGAUCGCUAAAAUAUCUUAAUGAUUAUGAUCACACUUUCUCAAUUCAAAUAUUAUGGCGACACUUUACCAAAGAUGGUUUAGAAACUUGGGAACCAAGCUCGAGUUAUCAGUGUAGCCUUUUGUCGACCGGACUUGUUGAAAUAGCUUCAUGCCUAGAAAAAACCUCCAGGCUUCAGUCAUAACUAUCAAUUUAUAUAUAUAUAAGGUAAGUAUUACAGGGGGCAGUUUGGAAAAAACGAAUCCUGUCCGAAUCGUCCUCUUGAAUAACGGACAUUCUGGUGUAAAUACAUAACCAACGUUCUCUAGUAAUACUAUUCCCGUGCGAAUAAGGUUUUAUACCACAUGUGUCUCUCCGAGUUUUCGCUCCUCCCUUGUACUUGAUUGAUGAAUUAAGGUCACUAAUUAGUAAGGAACUUCCUCACCUGGUUGUCUUGAUCUUACUUGAAAGGGGAAAACCAAAAGCCAGCAGAAACUAGGCCCUCAAAGGUUUGAGUUUGACACCCCUGCCAUCUACUCAUAGGAACCUUACCAGCAUAUAAGCUAGUAUUGGCUGAAAACGACCUAGUUGCACCUUAACCCCUUUUAUGUAGUCUGUUGGCAUGUUAUUCUUAGCAAUGCUGCUGUGAUGUCAGAAUAACUAGUAAACACUCAUGAAAGUAGAGUAGAAGAUUUUCUAGACCUUGAGGACUCAGAUUGGUGGUGUCAAGCCUGUUUUUCCUGCCUAGCCAUUGGAACCCAUUACGGGCAUCCAUUUCUAGAUUCAGAUUUUUGGCUAACUCAGAAUUCCACAUGAAUACGAGUGUAUCGGCUAGAUUUAUAUUUGGAUCUAUAUUUGCUGAAGACCGUAAGCCUGAGAAGGAAGAAUGUCUUCAGGUCCAGGGCCUCUCUCUGGUACCCAGAUGUUCAGUGUCUUAGUGCUGCUACAGGUUAGGACAUUUGGUGCCUGUUUCAGACCCCAUGGGGAUGGGUGUAAUCUACUUUACCCCCGCCGUUAAAAAUCUAUUAAAACAAUUCUUUAUUUUCUCCAUAGUCCUGAGAGUUCAAUGGGGGCUUUAUCCCCUUCUGUGAGAUGAAUCAGUUUUGCAUGUGUGAAUCACUUAAAAAGCUUUAACUGUGGAAGAUGUAAGUCUGCCGGGGAAGCCAAGCUUUAGGGAAUUACUUUCUGUCAUUAUGUUGCCGACACUUGAGAAAAAAGCUAAACUGUGUCUUGUCGAGGGAGCUAGGUUUUUAAAUGCAAACAAAAUAGAUUGUAGAAUAAUAAUCAAACAUAAAGUGAUCGCUCGGCUAUUAAGACUUCCUCGGCUCCGGACUGUUACUCUGGCAUAGUUUAUCAGGAAGAGGACAGGUCAGCCGGACCCAUGUCUUAGCCUUUCUGAUUAGAUGAGAGAGCAUAGUGUUUAGGAGCAAGGAUAUAGAGAUCACUCUGUGACCCAGCCAUGAGAUGCCCACAUUCCACAACGCCCAACCCUCUGUGUCACAAUCAGGAUGUCCUGCCCCUUUUUGGCGUGUGUGUCAGUGUUUCCCCUACCUAUAUUACAUUUGAGAAGCUAUAGAAUAUUCGUACUAUAGAAUAUUCUAUUUGAUUUAGACUGGGUCUCUAUAAUGAAGGCCUGAUUAUUACAGUGAUAGAUGAGUCUCUGUCUGAGGAGGAUAAUACAUCAUUUAGGAGACAGAGGCUGUUUAGUAUUCAGUCAGAUUCACAUGAUAACCACACUCCUCUUUCAUCAUCAUAGGUGGAGUGAAUCCUAAAAUAUGACGCUCAUUCAUAUCAUAGAUUAAUUCAUUCCCACAGCUGUGACAGGCAGAUGGCCCCAGUUCAAUGGCAUAAAUCAAUCAAUGUUUUGUCUCUGAACUUAACUCUGCUUCCCAUGUUGCCAAGCUCAAUAAGCUCCAGAGACUAGCACAAAUGUGAUUUCUUUUUUUCAGGGUUCUGUUCGCGUACAAUAGACAACCCUCAGCGCAGGAUCUGUAGGCCUAUUCAUUUUGGCACAAUUCAUUCAGGCUUGAAUAAAAAGUAGCCUGCUUUCUAAGAAAAAAACUUGUUGGAAAUAUCUGAACGAGAACAGAGAGAAAAUGUAAAACAGACCAAUUAAAAAUCUAAUUUGAUCCAUGCUGGGAUAAUGGCAUGGGCCUGGCACACUGAUUGCACUACAUAUAAAUGAUGAUGAGGGUUCCUAAGAAUCUAGGAAGUCAGAAGAAGUGUACACUUAUGUAACUCUCUCUCUCUCCUCUCCCCCCUCCCUCCUCCAGGCUCAGCUGGUGGACCUGCGUUCGGAGCUGACUGACGUGCAGGCGGAGAAGGAGGUGGUGGAGAGGGAGGUCCACGACCAGCUCCUCCACCUCCAUGCCAUGCAGCUGCAGCUUCACGCCAAGGCUGGACAGACCGUGGACUCUGACUCCAUCAAAGACAGGAUGGUAGGGCACCUCUCUCACACACACGACUGCUAAUAUAUUUUUUGGUAUACCUGCUGAGGUUCCAGUGGGCCUGUAAAGUGGUAAAUGGUCAUAUUCUUCCCCACUGCUUGGCUGUGAUUUUAACUCUGCCUUUCUAACCUUUGACCCCUUCUCUGUUCUUCUCACCUUAAGCCUGUUCCCUCAGUGGAGGAGAUGGUAAGUGUGUGAUGUCCUCUGUGUGUCUGGUUGUGGUUAGUGAUAGCUGUGCGUCUCUGUCUUGCAUGUGUCUGUGCCUUGGUCUGUGUACUCAUCCUACCCUCAAGUUCGGUCUUUUCCUGCUCUUGCUAACAACAGUUGUUCAUUAAUAAGUCCAACAGGCCCUCUAUGGGGCUUGUGCUACAUUUGACAUUUUAGUCAUUUUGCAGACGCUCUUAUCCAGAGCGACUUACAGUUAGUGAGUGCAUACAUUUUUCAUACUGGCCCCCCGUGGGAAACGAACCCACAACCCUGGCAUUGCAAGCGCCAUGCUCUACCAACUGAGCUACAGGGGACUACUAGAUAGUGAACUAAUGCAUGUGAACAAUUGUGCAAAUGUUCUAAGGGGAAAGAAAAAUGUGAUAUUUCUGUGAAAGCCAUGAAUGCCAUUUGGUGAAUGAGGGAGGUUGCUCUGUAAUACAUAAAGUAUGUAGUGUUUGAGCUACGUUACCAGAGGGUCCACAAACACCCAAAGCUUAGACUGAGACAAAGGAGUCCCCAAGGCUCCCAGCCUAGGACCUGCAGCCAACCUGCCCUCCCCGAUCCCAGUGCACCGCAGUGACGACAGUGAUAUCAGAUAUGGAAUUAUUGUAGCUUUGUUGCAUUGUGUUUGUUAUUGCCUAUUCAUGUACAUUCGUGUUGCCCUAUUUGAUAGGAAAAUGCAUGUUUUGAUACUUGGAAAGAGUUUUGUUUCAAUAGUCAAGAAAGCGCAAAGGGAAAUAGGUAAAACAUAAAUUACUACAAGACAAAAAAGCUCACUCAAUCAAGCCUGAUGGUCUUAUAAAAGCAAAGCUUACUUUCAUAUAAUUUAAAAAGUUUGAAAAAGUAGUGGAAUGGGAUAAUGUCUUGGUGUGAGGAAAGCAUUCAAUACUUUAUUUUGUAAGUUUGCGGUACAAAUCACAUUAUUGUUGGAGCACCUCCUCCUAAGAGUAUGAAUUAGGCUGUUUGAGACGUUUUCAAUCCUAAGCAACCUGCCUACACAUUGUUUGAAUUACAAUAGACCAAUUUAGCUACUGUAGUAGUUAAAAGAUGUGUGCUCGAAAACCUUGGUAGAGCAUGGGUGAAGUAGGCAUUGUGGUGCUCAUGUGACUUGAAUUUCCUUUUUUGGCUUCAGACCAAUAUCUACUUCUCACUUAAAACAUAGUUUUUGUCCUUAAUUGAUAUGUGAUUGUGGUCAUGUUUUCAUCAUAACAAAUCAGAAAAUGUAAGCACAUUUUCUAGAAAAGGAAAUUACCAAUUGUUCUGGUUGUCAAUUUGAUGCCACAAACAAUCAAGUUCUGAUGGAACCAACUGGCUGUACCUGUGUUCUAAAGAUUAAGUUCAAAUCUUUGACCCUUUGUUCAAUCUCUAACUUAUGGAUAACUUGUUAGUCAUGGUCACCAUAAGGGUUAGUGCUUUGAACUUAUAAUAGCCAAAGUCACAGUUACCUAUCUUGUGUGUCCUGUGUAUGUGUGUGUCUUGUCCUCAAGUAGAUAUUUCAUUUAACUUUCAUCUAUACUGUAUGCUGUAUCCAUUAUUGUCUUUGACAUGGUAUUUGUGGAUGUAACACAGCCUGUGAGGAUGCAGCUGUGGACUGCUCUUUUCCUGCUCCCUGCGCUGUGGUGGCUCCCUGUCAACUGGGCUUCAUCUAAUAUUGAUCAGAGGAGACUGCUCUAGCCUCGAGUCAUGACCCAGUCUCUCUGUAAAGCAGGGAUCUCUCUCUCUCUCUCUCUCUCUCUCUCUCUAAACAGCACAGUGCCAGAGCUGACAGGAGCGAAGCACUUGCUCUCUCUGUAGAGUUUAACUCAACCAUUUAUCUUUGCUUGUUUGUGUUUGUGUGCGCCCUCCCGCCUGCCUGUGUGUGACAGGAGAGGGAGCUGCAGGCCAACAAGAAGGAGAAGGUGAAAGAGGUGAAGCUGGAGGCAGAGGUCAAGCUGCAUAAGAAGGAGAAUGAGGCCCUCCGCAGGCACGUCGCCGUACUGCAGGCUGAGGUCUAUGGGGCCAGAUUGGCAGCCAAGUACCUGGACAAGGAGCUGGCUGGAAGGUAACCCUAACCCUAGCUCCAACCCUAGCUCAAGCUUAGACUGAAAUAGGGAGGGACUACCUCAAACCAAUAAUGCUGACAGUGGUAACUGGUUGUCUUUGGAUCCAUCGUCUCCAGAGUACAGCAGAUCCAGCUGCUGGGUCGGGACAUGAAGGGGCCCGCUCACGACAAGCUGUGGAACCAGCUGGAGGCUGAGAUCCACCUUCACCGCCACAAAACAGUCAUCCGAGCCUGCAGGGGGCGCAACGACCCCAAGAAACCCCUACCAUCUCCAGUGGGGCAUGUGAGUGGACAUCAGAGUCAGGGGUUUGAUUCUCAUUGUAGUGAAGAUAUUUGUUUCCUCUUUGUGUAUCGCUGAUUAUUUGGUUGUUUUAUCUCUCCCUCAGGAAACAGAUAUACUGAAGAAGACUCAAGGAGUUGGUCCUAUUCGUAAAGUAGUAUUGGCCAAAGAAGAUCACGAGGGACUUGGAAUUUCAAUCACGGUAACCUCCACCACCAAUUUUAGCCCAAACCAGAAAGUGUUAAAUGCUAUGCCUCAACCCAUAGUCUGUUGCUUAUCUGUCAUGGUCCAUACCCUAAUAUGUGUGUGCAUGUCUGUGUGUUCUUUCUGGAUGGACAGGGUGGUAAGGAACACGGGGUGCCCAUCCUGAUCUCAGAGAUUCAUCCUACCCAGCCUGCGGAGCGCUGUGGGGGGCUCCAUGUGGGCGAUGCCAUCCUGGCUGUCAACAGCAUCAACCUGAGAGACGCCAAACACAAGGAGGCUGUCACCAUCCUCUCACAACAGGUCAGACUCAGCCCCAGGGAGAUAGAAGGGUUGCAUCUUGACAUUAAUUGAUGUAUGACAUGACUAGCUAUAGUGGAAGAGUUGACUAUAGCAUAUACAGCAUGGGACCAGGCUAAGUAAAACCAUAGUAAAAAGUGAAUACAUUCCUUUUGUGAUCAACAUUUCAAAAGCCUUUUGUCACCCUCUCUGUGACACCCAGUUAGUGUUUAGCCUGGGGGUUCGAGCUUUUACUGAGAGUCAGUCAUAUCUUUCCUUUCCUUAACUUUAGUCAGCCCACACACUCUAGAGUAAUUGAAUGGAGGUUCAUGCUGGGGUUAGUUCAUUUAGCCUGCGGGGCUGCUGCUGUGGAUUGGGGAAAAACAGUUAAUCAUGCCUCUGCAAACAAACAAACCAACAAACUAACUAAGCUUUUGGGUAACUUACUGUUAAGUUUUCUCUAACACUGCUGUGCAUGUGUGCUUGUGUGUGUGUCUGCCUGUGUCUGCCUGUGUCUGUCUGUCUGUCUGUCUGUCUGUCUGUCUGCGUCUGUCUGCGUGUGACUGUCUGUGUGUGUCUGUCUGUCUGUCUGUGUCUCCUCCUGUCCUCAGAGGGGAGAGAUAGAGUUUGAGGUGGUGUACGUGGCCCCGGAGGUGGACUCUGACGACGAGAACGUGGAGUAUGAGGAUGACAGCGGCCAUCGCUUCCGCCUCUACCUGGAUGAGCUGGAGGAGGGGUCAGCCGCCAGCAGGAACAACGGCACAGCAGACUUGGCAUCACUGCAAGGCAAGUUAUCUCUACUGUACCUCAGUCCUGGGCUGUCAUUGAUCAUAGAAAACGCACACAUAGUUUUCACAGUAGUAGGGCUUCAUUUCGAUGUAGCUACGUGCAUUUGAAGUGUUUUUACUUCACAUUCACUUUCAUUAGACAAAUGGAAGUCUUUGUGUUAAUGUGUAAAUGGUAGGCUUGGACGGUAUCCAGAUUAUCAUACUUAUACUUACCUUGUGCCAUACCCGGAUAUUCGGUAGUACCGUGACUGAACACAAGGGGCGCUAUUUUGAAGCCCCACUGAGCCUUUGAGUACUGAAAUAAUAUAUAAACGCAACAUGCAACAAUUUCAACGAUUUUAUUGAGUUACAGUUCAUAUAAGGAAAUCAGUCAAUUUAAAUAUAUUCAUUAGGGCCUAAUCUAUGAAUUUUAUAUGACUGGGCAGGGGCGCAGCCAUGGAUGGGCAUAGGCCCACCCACUGGGGAGCCAGGCCCAGCCAAUCAGAAUGAGUUUUUCCCCACAAAUGGGCUUUAUUACAGACAGAAAUGCUCCUCAGUUUCAAUAGUUUCUCAGACGAUCCCGCAGGUGAAGAAGCCAGAUGUGGAGGUCCUGGGCUGCCAUGGUUACACGUGGUCUGCGGUUGUGAGGCUGGUUGGACGUACUGAAAAAUUCUCUAAAAUGACGUUGGAGGCAGCUUAUGGUAGAGAAAUGAACAUUAAAUUCUCUGGCAACAGCUCUGGUGGACAUUCCUGCAAUCAGCAUGCCAAUUGAAUGCACCCUCAAAACUUCAGACAUCUGUGGCAUUGUGUUGUGUGACCAAACUGCACAUUUUAGAGUGGCCUUUUAUUGCCCCCAGCACAAGGUGCAUCUGAAAUGCUUACUAACAGGGAUGUAAAGAACUUUGCGCACAACAUCAGAGAGAAAUAUGCUUUUUGUGCGUGUGGAACAUUUCUGGGAUCUUUUAUUUCAGCUCAUGAAACAUGGGACCAACACUUUACAUGUUGCGUUUAUAUUUUUGUUCAGUAUAAAUGUAAUAUCCCAUAGAGAAUGCUAACUAAAUGCUAACAAGUGCAUUGCGAAAAUUCUAGAGUCUCUGAGCUAAAGUAUUUGCAGGACAGACAUCCCGGCUCAUAAAGUUAUACAAAUAACAAAAAAAUGCUACUCAGUUGGCUGCAUGCACAAAACAAAUAUUAGACAGUAAGGCUCUUGAUCCAGGAAGUGAUUCUCUGCUGUUACCAAGCGAUACUUGAUUUUGGAAGAAGCUAGCCACUUCGCUAGAUAGCUAACUAGCUACUAAAUUAGCAAACCAAAUGCACAACUGCAGAGCAUUUUAGACAGCUAACUUAAUAGUUAUACGAUAUCUAGCUGGCAAACAUUUAGUUGUGAAUUCCAUACUGUAACUAGAUCACCUGGCGUGUGCUGCACAACAGUGAGUGACUCACAAGGCUUGGGUCUCUCUUCGUUGGGUGCUUGUAAACAAACACCACGUGACUGGGGAACACCGGUAAGCUUCAUAAUGAAAAAUUAUGUGACAGGUGAAAUGAAGAACGCAACCUUCUUUAUCUCCUAACGUAUUGCAAAAGUUGACUACAGGUAUUUACUUAAAAAGUAGCAAAAAAAAUCAAAUGUAUUAAAAAAAAUUCAACGGUAUUGACGGUAUUAAAAAAACAUCCUGUGGCUAUUUCCAAAUACCCCGAUAUACGGUAUACCUCCCAACCCUAGUAAGUGGACUUUACAGACUGCCACAAUACCAUAUGAGCAUAUGUGAAUGAACAGAAAAUAUGGCAUUUCAGUUGGUACAAGAGUGAUGAUAGGUGCUACAGUAAGGAGAGAGAGUGUAUUCAUGUCUGUCUCUCUAUAUGUGCCUGAUGCUGCAGCCCUGGAGAAGAUGUCAGUGAGUGAUGGCCCAGAGAACGGAGACACAGGGAUCUUCAGUGAGACGCCAUCGGAGGAGACCCCGUCUAAGGCGGCUGAGUCCGGAGAGAGCACUUCCUAGAGGGGCGG